AUGGAUAUGCAGUAUGCACCUGUAUGUCCAAGUCUUUUCAACGUGUCCCCAGAAGAGGCCUUACCCUUAUCAGGAAAUUUCCCCCAUAAAACAGCAAUGAUGCCUGCCAAGAGGUGCAAACUGCAUUGUGCACAUUAUAUGUUUAGUAGGGCGUAUAUCCACAUAUUCACACCUAAAAUGGAGCGACGAUUGUUAGAAGCAGCUCAAAAAGGCAACAUCGAUGAACUGAAUGACUUGAUCAAAAGCAAUGGGCUCAUCCUCGAGGAGAUGGCCAUCAAAGGAGCCGGUAACAUCCCGUUGCACGUCGCUUGUGGGGCCGGCCAUUUUGAUUUCGUCCGAGAACUCCUAAAGUUGAUGCCAAGGUUCACAGAAAAAGUGAACGUUGAUGGUUUUAGUUUGUUGCACAUCGCGGCAGCUCAAGGUGAUGUCGAGAUUGCAAGGGAGCUCCUGAGUGUGGAUCAAUGCCUAUUCUUCGUGAAGGGAAGAGAGAGAAGGAUACCUUUGCAUUAUGCCGUCGUAAACGGGGAGCUCCAUGUCAUGAAGCUACUGCUCUUCGCUUCACCUGAAUCUGUCAUGGAGAGAAUCGCCGGAGAGGAGACGGUGCUUCACCUUGCCGUGAAGAACAACCGCUUUGACGGAGUCGUUGCGUUGGUGGAGCAUCUGAAGCAGAACGAGAAGGAGCAGGUGAUCAAUUGGAAGGACCACAGAGGCAACACCGUCUUGCAUCUCGACGCUAUCAUCAAAAAUUUCUAG
Messenger RNA from Eucalyptus grandis, 753 nucleotides. RefSeq names its product ankyrin repeat-containing protein BDA1-like. NCBI's taxonomy places the organism in Eukaryota, Viridiplantae, Streptophyta, Magnoliopsida, Myrtales, Myrtaceae. The record is from RefSeq and is a predicted model, not a curated record. Gene Ontology annotation, molecular function: protein binding. The transcript has a single exon. Bases 1 to 753 code for a protein of 250 amino acids.